Aspergillus neoniger CBS 115656 is the source of this 1041-nucleotide messenger RNA. RefSeq names its product NAD(P)-binding protein. Lineage: Eukaryota; Fungi; Ascomycota; Eurotiomycetes; Eurotiales; Aspergillaceae. Gene Ontology annotation, molecular function: oxidoreductase activity, acting on the CH-OH group of donors, NAD or NADP as acceptor. Bases 1 to 1041 code for a protein of 346 amino acids. The transcript has 5 exons. The record is from RefSeq and is a predicted model, not a curated record.
AUGGUAUCGUCAACUCGUAGCCAGCGCGUCCUUCUGACCGGGGCAAAUGGGUUUGUAGCAUCCCAUAUCCUCUCCAUCCUCCUUGAGCGUGGCUACACGGUAACCGCAACAGUGCGAUCUCAGGCCAAAGCAGACGAUGUGAUUAACGCUCACCCUGAAUGGAAAGGGAAGGUUGAUUUCGUGAUUGUGUCGGACUUCACCUCACAGAAACCAUUCAGCACCUUGUCUGAGGAGACCGAAGCUCUCUUUGAUUAUGUUAUCCAUGCGGCAUCGCCAUUCAAGUUUGAUUUUAAGGAUUUUCAGAACAAUCUGAUAGAUCCCGCAGUUAAGGGAACGACUCAAAUCCUGGAAAGCGCUCACCGACACGGUGGAAGCACGCUCAAACGCAUUGUCCUUUUGGGUAGCGGUGUUUCCGUACUCGAUUCCUUCGAGGACAUGGGUCGAGAAGGACACCCAUAUACCGAGAAAAGCUGGAAUCCAGUAACUGCACAACAAGCAAUUGACCGUAACGACCCUGCGUUGGGUUACAAUGCAAAUAGUCCCAGUUUCGACCUCACUGUCAUCAACCCUCUUAUCGUCACCGGACCGAUGAUCCAUCCAACCUCAGGGGAGGGAUCAAUCAACGAAAGCAAUUAUUUUGCGAUUGCUAGUUUUAUCGACGGGACUCAUGUCAAAAUUGAGGAUGUGCAGUUGCCAUACUAUCACUUUGUCGACGUGCGCGACGUGGCUAGGAGCCAUGUAGAUGCUCUUACCAAUCCCGCUGCUGGAGGGCAGCGUAUCGUACUUGUCUCAGGGCUCAUAACGCCACAGUUGGUCGUGAAUACUAUCCGAAAGCAUUUCCCUCAACUGCGCAAAAAGGUUCCAGCUGGUACACCGGAUAAAGUGCUGCCCAAGGGAAUACAUCCCACCGGUUGGGAUACGCGAGUUAGCUUGGAUAUACUCUCGAAGGGAAAGGGUAGUCAGUGGGAAUACAUCGGUUUAGAGGAGAGUGUGAGGGACGCGGUGCAAUCUAUGAUUCAGCACAACGUUUUGCCCGACUAA